CAGCAGUCAAUAAUGUCGCUGACCAGAGCUGAGAAGAUCGUCUCGUCCACGUUACGGAGAGGCACCAACUACCCGACAUCACGAGCUUUGCUAACCCCGACUCUGACAUUGGGCGCUCUGAAAACCUUCCACAACACCACGAAAUCGCCAGCACCAUCACAGCCCGGGAUAUCAGGCCUCGGUACCAUCCCGCCCUCAUACUUCCAACGCCCCUCCCUCCCCGCCAACACCAUCAUACGCUUCGUACCCCAGCAGACGGCAUGGAUUGUUGAGCGCAUGGGAAAGUUCAACCGUAUUCUCGAGCCUGGUCUUGCUAUCCUAGUUCCAUUUCUCGACCGAAUCGCCUACGUCAAGAGCCUGAAAGAGGUGGCCAUCGAAAUACCUAGCCAAAGCGCUAUCACAGCCGACAACGUAACUUUAGAGCUAGACGGUGUACUUUAUACCCGGGUAUUCGACGCGUAUAAGGCCAGCUACGGCGUAGAAGAUGCCGAGUAUGCCAUUUCGCAGCUUGCCCAGACCACAAUGCGCAGCGAGAUCGGUCAACUAACCCUCGACCACGUGCUAAAAGAGCGCGCCGCUCUCAACAUCAAUAUAACCGCAGCUAUCAACGAAGCAGCACAAGCCUGGGGCGUCACAUGCCUACGUUACGAGAUUCGCGAUAUCCACGCCCCGGCCGCCGUUGUCGAAGCUAUGCAUAGGCAGGUUACGGCUGAGCGGUCCAAGCGUGCUGAGAUCUUGGAAUCUGAGGGUCAGCGCCAAAGCGCCAUAAAUAUUGCCGAGGGUAAGAAGCAGAGUGUCAUCCUGGCAUCUGAAGCCUUGCGUUCUGAGCAGAUCAACCGCGCCUCUGGUGAGGCUGAGGCUAUUCUUAUGAAGGCCAAAGCCACGGCGUCCGGAAUCGAUGCUGUAGCCCGCAGUAUCAGUAGCGGCGGCUCUUCGGCCCAGGGUGCCGUCAGCCUAAACGUGGCCGAGAAAUACGUCGAUGCCUUCAGCAAGCUAGCACGUGAGAGUACCGCUGUCGUGGUCCCAGGCAACGUGGGCGAUAUUGGUGGUAUGAUUGCUACGGGUCUAAGUGUGUUUGGCAAGGUAGGCGAGGCCCAGAGCCGCACCAUGGCCAAGCAGCUAGUAGAGAAAGGCGAACCGACUUCAGAGGAAUCAACUGGUCCCAAAACUAGCCAGAGCGUCGUAGACUCGAUGGUGCGCGAGUUCGACAACACAGCCAAGAGGAAGUAAAGAAGCAAUUCUGUAAGAUCCCAUUUUGAGGAGCAGGUGCAUUAUUAUGAAUUACGGGGACAACGAGGGAAGGCAGGUAAAGGAGAAGGGGCAUGAAAAUUUUAAAUUGGGCUGGUAGAAAGCUCAACUGUAUCACCAGGAAGCAUCUCUUGUACCUUCAAUUGGUAUUUGAAAACUGUGAGCGGGGACUAUUCGGUAGUGGUGAAGAAAAAAAUAUUUAUAAAAAGGGUAGAGCAUGGCGUCGGCGAGCAUUAAGGGGGAGCAUACACAAUCCCUUCAUCCCUUUGACCUCCAUCACUAGGUUAGCAUACUCGCUAUCCCCUUAUCCAUCUAACCCAUCUUAUGUAUAUCUAUUGUAACUUCCCGAGACAUUAUCACACGCACCUCACAACCCCUCGAAAGGCAAACCGUAGACUUAGGAGAUGGUAGUAUCAGGUGUCUAGGUAAAGCUCGCCCGGGAACAUCGAGAUGAAUAUAAAUCUACUCUCAAAUUAUGACAAGUGAA
This is a messenger RNA of Daldinia vernicosa, 1735 nucleotides long. RefSeq lists its product as uncharacterized. Gene Ontology annotation, cellular component: membrane. Lineage: Eukaryota; Fungi; Ascomycota; Sordariomycetes; Xylariales; Hypoxylaceae. The record is from RefSeq and is a predicted model, not a curated record. The transcript is spliced from 2 exons. The coding region runs from base 13 to 1230 and encodes 405 amino acids.